Molecule: messenger RNA, 1197 nt
Organism: Synchiropus splendidus (mandarinfish)
Lineage: Eukaryota; Metazoa; Chordata; Actinopteri; Syngnathiformes; Callionymidae
Gene: atg101
Product: autophagy related 101
Exons: 2
Coding region: 251-907 (218 amino acids)
Biological process (GO): autophagy; autophagosome assembly
Cellular component (GO): phagophore assembly site
Source: RefSeq, a predicted model, not a curated record
AGUUUUACUCUGGGAGCAAAAGAAGAGUCAGACGAGGACGUAAACACGGCGAGCUUCUCUUGUUGCUACUUUUAUAAACAGAUCGUGUUUUACGUGUUUUAAUUUAACAUAUCCAGAAGGCAACGCCGCCUGUAAAAAGAGGUAUAUUUAGAGACUUUGCUAUUUCGAGUUUCGCCACUUACACAGACGCGGUUGAACAGCUUCCAUCGUCACCUCGUUUCUGGUAAAUGGGAAUAUAUCACAUUGAACCAUGAAUUGCCGUUCGGAAGUCCUGGAGGUGACCGUGGAGUCGAGGCAGGUGGAGGAGGCGAUGUUGGCGCUGCUGCACACGAUCCUUCUGCAUCGCAGUACUGGGAAAUUUCACUACAAGAAAGAGGGCACCUACUCCAUCGGAACCGUGGGAACGCUGGACAUCGACUGCGACUUCAUCGACUUCAGUUUCGUCCGAGUCUCGUCGGAGGAACUAGACCGGGUGAUCAGGAAAGCUGUAUCCGAAUUCAAGGACGCCCUCAGCAACACUGGCAGUGACGGAAUGGGUCAGAUCUCUCUGGAAUUCUACCAGAAGAAGAAGUCCAGAUGGCCCUUCUCUGAUGAGUGCAUUCCCUGGGAGGUGUGGAGCAUCAAGGUCAACGUGGUCAACCUGGCCAACGAGCAGGAGAGGCAGAUCUGCCGGGAAAAAGUGGGCGAGAAACUUGGCGAGAAGGUCAUCAACGUUGUGGAGGUCAUCAAUCGUCACGACUACCUGCCAAAGAUGCCAACCCAGUCUGAAGUCGACAACGUUUUUGACACCAGUCUCAAAGACGUUCAGCCGUACCUGUACAAAAUCACAUAUCAGAUCACGGACUCUUUGGGGACCUCUGUCAGCACCACCAUGAGGAGGCUGAUCAAAGACACGCUGGCACUGUGAGGCAAACCAGGAUUUACUGCCAUGUUCAAAGGCAACACAAGGUGUUCAUGCUCUAUUCCUCCCCUCAGUUUGUCAAUUUCAACAUUUAAGCUUUGUUUAUUUUAAAUCACUCUUUUAAUUGAGUUCUAUUGUUCUAUACCUUUUAUCGUGAUUGGUUUUGAAGUCACUUGCUUUUUCAAGCAAGUAAAAAAAGUGCAAGGUUGUCACUGUACUGUGGAAUCUCUUAAGUUAUUGUACAUUUUUUUAUCUUACGAAUUAAAGGUCAUUAUGUGUGCAAUUGUUUCUGGUGU